Dinoponera quadriceps is the source of this 2919-nucleotide messenger RNA. Its product is annotated as aminopeptidase N-like. Lineage: Eukaryota; Metazoa; Arthropoda; Insecta; Hymenoptera; Formicidae. Gene Ontology annotation, molecular function: zinc ion binding; metalloaminopeptidase activity; peptide binding. Gene Ontology annotation, cellular component: cytoplasm. Gene Ontology annotation, biological process: proteolysis; peptide catabolic process. The record is from RefSeq and is a predicted model, not a curated record. Bases 83 to 2854 code for a protein of 923 amino acids. The transcript is spliced from 11 exons.
UUCUGCGUCAGUCUCGUAGCAGUAAGCGUGGAAGCAUGUACCACGGAAUUAUUGUAUAAUUACAUCAUAGCGUCAUCAAGUUAUGGCGAUCACCAAGUGUUUGUUGGCAGCGGCCCUGCUAAUUGUCGCAAGCCAGAGCAUUCCGGUUCAGGAUAACGAGAUGUCGGUCGAAGAAAGAGAAAAAGAGGAGGAUUUUUAUCGGCUGCCGCAGCAGGUCGUGCCCGUUCAUUACGAUGUACAAUUGAUACCGCACAUCGUGGAGGAUAAUUUCACUUUCAACGGCGAAGCUAGCAUCGACGUGAAGGUGCUCGAGUCGACCGACGUCGUCGUGUUGCACACCAAGCUGCUCACGAUAGACGAAUUGCAGACGAGGCUGGCUCGUAAAAUCGAGGACGGCGUGAACGAUGUCGCGACGAAUUACGUACCGAGGCGGCAUGAUUACAAUAACAGAACGCAAAUGUUAACCCUGCGAUUCGACGAGCCCUUGGAUAUCGGCGCGUACACCCUGGACAUGAAAUUCUUGGGUAUAAUAACAGAGAUUCGCGGAUUCUACAGGAAUUCUUACUUCGAUAACGAGGGCAAUAAAGUGUGGUUGGCUCUGACGCAUUUGCAACCGGUCUCCGCGCGACAGGCGUUUCCGUGCUGGGACGAGCCCGCUAUGAAAGCAACCUUCAAAUUCUCCAUAAAGCAUUACCCCAACUACACGGCGUUGUCGAACAUGCCGUCCACGCGGUCGGAAGUCGACGAGACGGACGGGAAAGUGUGGACGCGCUUCGAGACGACACCCGUGAUGCCCACGAACGUGCUGGGCUUCGUGAUCGCCGAUUACGAUCACGUCUCGAAUCUGGACGGCACCAUGAGGAUAUGGGCGCCGAAGCACCUGCUCGAUUUCGCCGCGCGUCACCUCGACAUCGCCGAGAAGGCGACGCGCGAACUCGAGAAAUUCACCAACAGCACCGUACCCGUGCCGAAGAUGGACCACGUGGUGGCACCUCAGCACUCAAGCAGGGCCACCGAGAACUGGGGUAUGAUCGUUUAUAGGCUAGACGUGCUGCUUUACGACGAGAACACACCACCGGAGGUAAAUCUGAACCUCUUCAUGCGGCCAAUCGACUCGAAGCUGUACAACACUAUGACGAUCACUCACGAGCUGGCGCAUCAGUGGUUCGGGAAUCUAGUCAGCCCGGCUUGGUGGAAAUACCUCUGGUUGAGCGAAGGAAUAUCAACUUACCUCAAAUUCUACAUCACUGACAAGAUUUUCAAAGAUUGGCGACUGAUGGAUUACUUCGUGGUGGACACUAUGCAACGAAUGAUCAAUAUAGAUGCCUUUAGAUGGGCCGAGCCGAUUCAUAUAAAUAUCACGUCGAACAUUUACAAUGCAUACUCCGACAACACGUACAAAAAAUCCGCUUUUUUACUGCGAAUGAUAUCACACUUUCUGAGGGAGGACGUGUUCCGAAACGGUUUGAUAAAGUAUCUUCGUGCGAACGCGUACGGCAACGCCACUCCGGACGAUCUGUGGAAGGCGUUGCAGGACGCUCUCGAUGAAUCCGACGUGCCCCAUGACGAUUUCAACGUGAAGGAAGUGAUGGACACUUGGUUCGAACAGGCGAACUAUCCCGAUGUGACGGUCGUUCGUAAUUACGAGAAUGGCGACGUCACAGUGACGCAAAAACUAACUCGGCACGAAAAUCAGAACGUUGAGAAGAGUUACGCGAAAUGGUGGGUUCCUUUGAACUUUGCGACGCAAAGCAACUUGGACUUCUCGUCGACGCUGGCCACCCACUGGCUAAGACCGCAGGACGAGUCUGUAACGAUCAAGGGAGUGAACGUCGAAGACUGGAUUAUCGUGAAUAAGCAAUUAACGGGUUAUUACCGUGUAAAUUACGACACGACCAAUUGGAAGCGGAUCGCGGCGUUUCUCAAUUCCGACGAUUACGCCGAGAUACCUGUUCUGAAUCGCGCUCAAAUCAUCGACGACGCUUUCGCCAUGACGGAGACCGGCCAGCUCGACCUCAUUACUUUCCUCGAAAUUAUGAAUUAUUUAUCGCGCGAGAGCGACACGGCCGUGUGGCAGGCGGCGUUCAAAAUCAUUCAACAGUUGGAUAUCUAUUUGCAAGUACCCGAAGCAGCAGCGAUCUUCAAGCCAUUCGCCUUCAACCUGACGCAUAAGAUACUUGAGGACGUCGGUUUCGACGACCGCCCUGACGACGAUCCUCUCACUGUAAAGACCAGGUCCCAUCUUGGCGACUUCGCUUGCAUGCAUGGGCAUGCAGAAUGUCAAGCCAAAGCUACCGCCAAAUUACUCGCGUACAUAGAAGACCCAGUCGCAAACAAAAUCUCACAAGAUCAACAAUGGGCCUUUUGCUUCGGCUUGAUGAAAGCGGACAAUGAGAUCUGGGAUAAGUUUUUGCAAGUACAAAAUAUGACACUGGAUUUUCACCUCACUUUUCUCGGUUGCUCGGAAAAUAUGGACAUCGUAAUAAAGCAUUUAAAAUAUAUCAGGACUUUGGAAGAUAGAUCGUUUCCAGACACGUUUCAUGUUCUCCUCAAUAUAUUCAAAAAUCCAUCUAAUAUUGAUCGAAUGAUUAAUUUCGUUGAAAAUAACCCCGACGAAGUCACUUCGGGCAUAGAAGGGAUGAUUUUGUUCACAAUGAUUAACCGAAGCUUCACAGAAGAACAAAUUGAAAAGGUAAAAAAAUUUUCCAAGAUUGUAGUCGAAACCGAAUUAUCUGAGAAGAAACAAAAGCUAACGAGAAUUAGGAAUAAUUUAGCGAAAGUUCGUAGCGCCCUCGAGAAAAAUCAAUUUUCCGUCGCGAUGCAUAUUACGCUAGUAGACAAUAAUGCGUCAUGAUUCAUAUGUUGUAAAUAUUUAAUAUAUAAGCGAGUGUGUACAUGCGUACAAAUAAUAUAAGAUUA